Molecule: messenger RNA, 399 nt
Organism: Olea europaea var. sylvestris
Lineage: Eukaryota; Viridiplantae; Streptophyta; Magnoliopsida; Lamiales; Oleaceae
Exons: 1
Coding region: 1-399 (132 amino acids)
Molecular function (GO): nucleic acid binding; RNA-DNA hybrid ribonuclease activity
Source: RefSeq, a predicted model, not a curated record
AUGGAUAUUCACCAGCUAAAAGUCUUUGGAGAUUCUAAAUUGAUAAUCAACCAACUUUUAGCUGAAUAUGAAGUUCUUAAUUUAGACUUGAAGCCAUAUCAUGAACAUGUGGCAAUGCUUAUGAGACGAUUUGAUUCGAUAAAAAUCAAAUUCGUCCCGAGAAGUGAAAAUAGAAAAGCUGAUGUCUUAGCUAAUUUGGCUGCUAUUUUAGCUAGAUCAGAUGAAGAAUUUUCCCACUCCAUAUCAAUUGCUCAAAGAUGGGUGCUUCCGUCAUUGCUACCUAGUAAUUUGGAAGAAAAUAAUAGUGUCGAAGUAGUCGAAGAUGAGGAAGGAGAAGAUUGGAGACAGCUAAUAAUCGAUUUCCUUCAACAUCAAAAGCUACCAGAUAAUCCACGAUGA